UCAAAUGUAGUAACCUUUUCCUUUUCCAAUUUGUAGGUUACCUCAGAACCUUUAUUUAACACGUGUAGUCGAAAUAAACAAAGAUGGGCAAAGCAAAGCGCCUAAAACCCUCGCAAAUGGGCACCAAAGUCCCUCUGGACCAAGACAUUGAAGAUACAAAGUUCGCCAAGUCGAAAAACCGCAAUAAAAUCCGCCUUCGACAAGACGAAGAAGAACAAUUCGUGGACUCAAAUUUGUCCCGGAAAAUCUUAUCAGUGGCUCGGGAACAACAACGCGAGUUGGACUCAAAUUUUGGGCCCACGCCAGCUGAAGCCAGUUCUAGUAAAGCAAAAGCGCCUAAACUUGGAGAUGAGGACUCUGAGUCUGAACAAGACGAGGAAGACACACUGGAACCUGAUACCUUUUACGAAAAUAUUGAAAUUAAUGAGGAAGAUGAGAAAGCGUUGGAGAAAUUCAUGAGUAACAAUCCCGCUCCAAGACGGACUUUGGGCGAUAUUUUGGCCGAAAGAUUGACUGAAGUGAAAACACAUUUCACUGAAGAUGGUUCUGUGAAAAUGCAAGAGGUUGACCCCAGAGUGGAACAAAUGUAUCAAGGGGUUAGGGAUGUGUUGAGGAAAUACCGGAGUGGGAAGUUGCCCAAAGCUUUUAAAAUUAUCCCCAGCUUGAGGAACUGGGAGCAGAUUUUAUAUAUUACUGAUCCUCCAAGUUGGUCAGCUGCUGCUAUGUAUCAAGCCACGCGAAUUUUUGCUUCAAAUUUAAAAGAAAAAAUGGCUCAGAGAUUCUACAAUUUGGUUUUGCUGCCUCGAAUUCGUGAUGAUUUGGCCGAGUACAAAAGACUAAAUUUCCACUUGUAUCAAGCUUUGAAGAAAGCUUUGUUUAAGCCAGGGGGCUUCAUGAAAGGAAUUUUGUUGCCACUGUUGGAGAGUGGCGACUGUACGUUACGUGAAGCCAUCAUUAUUGGGUCUGUUGUUGCCAGAAAUUCUAUCCCUAUGCUCCACUCAUCAGCUGCUAUUUUAAAAAUAGCUGAAAUGGACUACACUGGUGCAAACUCGGUUUUCUUGAGGAUAUUUUUUGAUAAAAGAUAUGCGCUCCCGUAUAGAGUUGUGGAUGCAGUAGUUUUUCACUUUUUGAGAUUUGAGAGAGACCCAAGAGAAAUGCCGGUACUGUGGCACCAGGCAUUUUUAACCUUUGUACAAAGAUACAAAGCCGAUAUUUCAAGCGACCAGAGAGACAGCUUAUUGGAAUUAUUGAAAAAACAAACCCACCACUCCAUCACCCCAGAAAUCAGAAGAGAGCUCCAAAACGCAAAAUGUAGAGACGCUGAAACAGCUGAACCCAAAAUGGAUUUUGAUUAAAAACCCCUUAAUUGUGAUAAGUGUAUUUAAAAAGAUUACAACAGACUAAUAAAAACUUAAAAAAAUUGAAGAAA
Molecule: messenger RNA, 1429 nt
Organism: Zophobas morio
Lineage: Eukaryota; Metazoa; Arthropoda; Insecta; Coleoptera; Tenebrionidae
Product: bystin
Exons: 3
Coding region: 84-1355 (423 amino acids)
Biological process (GO): rRNA processing
Cellular component (GO): cytoplasm; nucleolus; preribosome, small subunit precursor
Molecular function (GO): snoRNA binding
Source: RefSeq, a predicted model, not a curated record